Metarhizium brunneum ARSEF 3297 is the source of this 765-nucleotide messenger RNA. RefSeq lists its product as uncharacterized. Lineage: Eukaryota; Fungi; Ascomycota; Sordariomycetes; Hypocreales; Clavicipitaceae. The record is from RefSeq and is a predicted model, not a curated record.
AUGGCCCCCCUCACCCCGCACUGGCAGCAGCCCUCUCACCCUGCCGUUCAGGAAGUCGUCAUCAACGAGCAAGAGUUCACCACCAAGAGCUACUCCAAGGUGACACUGCCGCCGUUUGCUGUCUUUGCGAAGCUCUCCUUCCCGCCUUGCACUGUUGCCGACGAGCCGACGUACGCCACCGUGCAGAUGGGCCGGCAUAGCCAUUUUAAUCUGAAUAGCGAUUUGCUGUAUAUCAAUCACUCUUGUGAACCGUCCCUUAUAUUUGACACUGGGAACAUGAACGUCCUCGUCGGACCAAAGGGCCUCAAGCCCGGCGACGAACUCACUUUCUUCUACCCCUCCACGGAAUGGCACAUGAACCAGCCAUUCACCUGCCUCUGCGGCCAUCCCACCUGCCGCGGCACCAUCUCCGGCGCAAAGGACAUGACGCCGCAACAGCUCCAUGGCGUGUGGCUCAGCGGCCAUAUCCGUGAUCUGCUCGACGAUAGGAACUGCUCCACCAACUGCGGCCACGAGUCGGAUGCCACGGCGCGGGCGUUGAAGGAAGCUGUCCUGCAGGCUGAAAAGGUCGUCGAAGCAGCCCGUCUUGCGAUGCGUACGUACGCGGGUGUUUCGCAGAAGAGCGGCGUGGCCGCUAUAAAUAGCGCCAAGAAUAAUGGGUUCGCAGCCCGAGAGGAUAUUGAUGUAGCAGAGGGCUUGAGUAGACGCGGUCCGACAUCAAGGGAGUUGAGUGGCGAGAUGGGUGGUGAUACUGUCCGUGUGUAA